AUGUUACUGUUACCCAACCAGCCCCGAUUCGGGCACUCAGGCACUCGAUAUUCUUUCCGUAUCGAAUUGCUGAAUGUAGCCCAGGCUCUGAUCCUCGUAGCGUGUCUGCGUCCGCAUACGUGUAAGAAGACCGGCUAUCCGUCCGCCAAUCAGAUUGCGCGCUCAGGGCGGUUUGCCACUGCGCCUGCGUCCAUCGGAUUCUGCCUACAGGCACAUACCGGCACGACGACUGAUCCAGUAAAGCCCAAAGAGUCAUACAUGCUUCUUUUUCCACGGCCAGACGCAAUGGUUGGAACGGCAUGCCAGCUUAGGGUAUACAUCCAUGACGGCCCUGCAUACGCCCAUGCCCAACUCUCCAGACACUCGAGCGCUGGCGCCGUGGAGCCGCUGGCGCUGUACGCAGAGUGUUUCUUUUACUGUCUUCUCCGUCAGUCGCCCAUUGCCCAGAGGCAAAAUUUGCUGGCGGCCACAGGAGAGGGCUCCCGUUAAACAGGUUUAUUCCCACAUGAGCCACGUGAUGUCCAUCUCCCCUCCCCUAUCCCGCUAGUCGUGGAACGCUUUGUGGUCUGAUUGAUAGAC
Bipolaris maydis ATCC 48331 is the source of this 579-nucleotide messenger RNA. The record is from RefSeq and is a predicted model, not a curated record. Lineage: Eukaryota; Fungi; Ascomycota; Dothideomycetes; Pleosporales; Pleosporaceae.